Messenger RNA from Aspergillus wentii DTO 134E9, 596 nucleotides. Its product is annotated as DNA-directed RNA polymerase II core subunit RPB9. The transcript is spliced from 4 exons. Gene Ontology annotation, cellular component: RNA polymerase II, core complex. Gene Ontology annotation, biological process: transcription initiation at RNA polymerase II promoter; transcription-coupled nucleotide-excision repair; DNA-templated transcription. Gene Ontology annotation, molecular function: nucleic acid binding; DNA-directed RNA polymerase activity; zinc ion binding. Bases 173 to 556 code for a protein of 127 amino acids. The record is from RefSeq and is a predicted model, not a curated record. Lineage: Eukaryota; Fungi; Ascomycota; Eurotiomycetes; Eurotiales; Aspergillaceae.
GCCAGCUCGAAGUCGCAUCAGUCUACAGACCAUCGUCUCUGCCCGCGUUCACCUUCAUCGCAACACGAAACCCUUUUUAUAUCCUUCUAUUAAAGCGAACUUGACUAUUCGCGUGCCCUGCGCAAACAACCUAUCUCGAAUAACGUGAAAUUCCACCUGCUAUAACUCGAAAAUGUCUGCAAGCCCGUCUCCAUCCGCUGGUGGCGAAAAGCAGUCCGACCAGAUUCAUUUUCGCUUCUGUCGUGAAUGCUCCAACUUGCUCUAUCCGAAAGAAGACCGCGUCAACAACCGGUUGAUGUUCACCUGCCGAACCUGCCACGUCGGCGAACCCGCUACCUCGUACUGUGUUUACCAAAACAAGCUGCACAGUCAAGUGGGAGACACUGCUGGUGUCACUCAGGAUGUGGGAUCUGAUCCUACGCUUCCCCGAUCCAACAAGCUCUGCCCGAGCUGCGGUGAAACCGAAGCAGUGUUUUUCCAGUCCCAACAGCGAUCAGCAGAAACUGGAAUGAAACUCUACUACGUCUGUUGCGCAUGUGGUAAUGUCUACAUAUGAUUGUGUCCCUUACUUUUUCACGGCUUCGAUACCCGAUAUU